AUGUCAUUUGGCGUGUUCUACACUCGUCCGUUCAACCCCCGGUCGCUAUCGAUCCUUGCGGUUGCCAAAGCGAACAACCUUGCCCUGGAGGUCAAGACCAUCACAUCGUCGACCGAGGCCCCCGAGGAAUAUCUCCAGGUGAAUCCUUUGGGCAAAAUCCCAACAUUCGUGGGAUCAGAUGGCUACGUCCUGACUGAAUCCAUCGCUAUCGCUGUCUAUGUGGCUUCGCAAAACGAAGAGACCACCCUGCUGGGUCGGUCCAAGAAGGACUACGCCUCGAUUCUUCGCUGGAUGGCAUUUGGGAUUACUGAAAUCCUGCCGCCAUUGGGAGGCUGGUUUAACCCACUUAUUGGACGCGCACCGUUUGUGCCGGAAUUAAUCGAAAAGAAUAAAGCGGACACGCUGGUUCGGAUGCAACUGCUGGAGAAGCAGCUUCAGGGCCGCACAUAUUUGGUCGGGGAUGCUCUCUCACUGGCCGAUCUGUUCGUCGUCGGCAUUCUCCAAGGGCCCUUUCGCUUCUUCCUGGACCCGAAAUGGCGCCGUGAGAAUCCUGCUGUGUCCCAGUGGUUUGAACAUGUCCAUUCGCUUCCGAUAGUGGUCGAUGUGGCAGGACCGCCUGCAUUGGCCGAGAAGGAGAUGCCAAUUGCGCCACCCAGAAAAGCAUAG
Aspergillus ochraceoroseus IBT 24754 is the source of this 666-nucleotide messenger RNA. RefSeq names its product glutathione S-transferase family protein. The transcript has 3 exons. Gene Ontology annotation, cellular component: cytoplasm; nucleus. Lineage: Eukaryota; Fungi; Ascomycota; Eurotiomycetes; Eurotiales; Aspergillaceae. Bases 1 to 666 code for a protein of 221 amino acids. The record is from RefSeq and is a predicted model, not a curated record.